GGAACUAUCGUGCAUACAACCACGCCAUAGCGGCUGCACUAGGAUGAAAUCAUUACGCGAAAGCCCCGCCUUGCCACGAAACUUAUUGCAUCCGGCCUGCUCGAGAAGACGGGUGCGCCCAUUUCAAUCAAAUGGCUUCAACAAUUGCAAACUCCAUAGCUCUCGUGCCGCGUUACAUGGCUUGGAGCUGGAGCUUGGGCUUGAGUCUCUCAAGCCUGCCAUUAUCCUUGUGGAACCACAUUUCGGCGAGAACAUCGGUUCCGCUGCUCGCGCCAUGAAGAACUUCGGUCUUACGGACCUCCGGCUUGUCAGCCCACGCGAUGGCUGGCCCAAUCCCUUAGCCGACGUCACCGCCUCUCAUGCCGUUGACGUGCUGCGGUCGGCUCGGGUGUACGACAACGUUGAGGACGCUGUGGCAGACCUGGACAGAGUCUACGCUGCCACGGCGCGCACAAGGUUCAUGACGAAGCCCUUCGUCACCAGCCGCCAGCUGCCCGGAGACCUGCUGCACCUCGCGGCCACCGUAGCAGCAGCAGCGGCGGCAGCACCGACAGCGGCAGCCCCGACAGCAGCCUCGGCAUCAGCAGCAGCAGCCCCGUUAACCGAAGAAGCAACACCGCAGGACUCAUGGACGUCACCACCGUACGGCGGCUCCCAAUCCCCUGCUGCCGUCGCUCCAUCACCUCAUCGCCCGCAACCCCCGCAACUUCACCCGCCGCCACUGCUGCCAAGGCAACUGCAACAGCCGCCCGCAGCAGCUCCUCUGCUGCCCACAACCUCACAGCCGCCACUCCAGCCUGCUACCCCGCCUCCACCUCCUCCACCGCCUCUUUCACACCUGCUCCACCCGGAACCCCCCGCCCGCCCCCAGCCAGCCUCCUCAGCAACCCCACCACCGCCGCCCUCAUCUCCACCCUCCUCUCUCCCUCAUCCCCACCACCCACCCCCGCCUCCUUCACCACCUUCCCCAUCCCCAUCCUCCCUCCCACCGCUACUCCAUGCAGCCCCUCCCCAUGCAUCUCUCCCUCAUGCGCCUCAUGCAUCCAUCCCUCCUCCUCCUCCUCCUCCUCCUCCUCCUCCUCCUCCUCCUCCCCCACCCCGCGCUGGUCUGCUGUUCGGUCGCGAGAGCAGCGGCCUCACCAACGCCGAGGUGGCCCGCGCCACCAAGCUGCUCACACUGCCCGCGCACCCGGACUACCCCGUACUCAACCUGGCGCAGGCGGUGGGUUGUACGGCGUACGAGCUGUUCCAGGUGCGGAGCGAGCUGGAGGCGGAGGCGGCAGUGGCGGGGCCGGUGCAGGGGGCGGAGGCGGAGGCGGCGGCAGCGUCCUUAGCACAGACGAUGAGCAGCAGCAGCCCUAGCAGC
This is a messenger RNA of Astrephomene gubernaculifera, 1366 nucleotides long. The record is from the annotation of a GenBank genome assembly. Lineage: Eukaryota; Viridiplantae; Chlorophyta; Chlorophyceae; Chlamydomonadales; Astrephomenaceae.